Linum tenue is the source of this 1500-nucleotide messenger RNA. NCBI's taxonomy places the organism in Eukaryota, Viridiplantae, Streptophyta, Magnoliopsida, Malpighiales, Linaceae. The record is from the annotation of a GenBank genome assembly.
AUGGACUGUCUUAAUUCUAGAGUUGAUAGACGUCUAAGUCAAUUAUUUGAAGUGGUUAAUAAGAACAAAAGUGAUUUUGAUGAGUUUAGAAGAUUUUUGACCACGCCAAUAAUCCAAUCUAGAGCUCUGCCAUUAGAUGGCGGGAAUUCAAACCUCAAUAGCAAUUCAGGAAAUUUAAGUUCAUCUCCCGUCGGCGGCGGAAAUGGUCAGCCACGGCAAGAUAACCUCUUUCCGCCGAUGACAAACCAACCAACUCCUCACCGCAUGAAUCGCGGCGAGAUUCCUGCCACUACCCAAGUGGAAGGGAUACCCAAUGUGGGAGUUGGAGAAAUUCCCCCACGUGGUGAGAAUUUGGGAGUUGCACAUUCUACUCCAGUGGAACCGCCACCCAUACCCAUACCAAUGGCAAGGCCCUAUACGGUGCCUGCUCACAUGGGAGGGGGAGUAGGCUUAGGUGGGGGAGAUCAAGUUCCUCCCAGAGCAUACCCAACACCCAUGCCACCCCAUUUCAAUGGGCAUGGCAUGGACCCCAUGGGUUUCGUACCCCAAGGCGGGCAACCAGGGGGGCAUGAUCCCAACACUCUAAGGGAUCAGGUGGCUCAACUUCUUGCCGAGCAAUUUGGCAUGGGAGUGAGACCCACCAUGCCACCUGUUUAUCGAAAACCAUACCCUGAGUGGGUGGAUAGACUCUACCCAUUCCCAAGGGGGUUUAGGGUGCCCGAGUUUGCCACAUUCACUGGGACAGGGGACCAGUCUACUGUGGAGCACAUUGGACGUUUUACUGUCCAGUGUGGGGAUGUGGGAGAUUUUAUUAAGUUAAGAGUAUUUGGAAACUCAUUGACAGGACCUGCUUUUGCCUGGUAUGUCAAUUUGCCAUCCAAUUCCAUCCAAACAUGGCAGCAAAUGGAGCAAAGCUUCCAUGCUCAGUUCUAUAGAUCUGAGCGUGAGGUUUCCAUGGCUGAUUUGGCACGAAUGCGCCAAGAGCCAGGGGAGUCAGUAGAGCACUUCUUGACAAACUUCAAGAAUGCUCGUAACCGUUGUUUUGUCAACUUGACAGAGAGAGAGUUUGUCAAGUUAGCACAAGGGGGGCUGAGUUUUGAGUUAAGGAAGAAAUUCCAAGAUAGAGAAUUCUCUGACUUGUUCCAACUCAUGUCUUGUGCGGUGAGAUAUGAAUCUCUUCUUCAAGAAGAGGAGAAUAGGAGGAGUGCCUCAAGGGGGCAAUGCUUCCCCAACAUCGGCUACCCUGUUAACCAUAUUGGCCAAGAGGCCAAUGAGGUGGAGGUAGACCUGGCUGAGUUAACUCCAGGGAAGCCAUAUGUAUGUGCUCCUUUGGCUAAGAUGGCCAAUGAACCACAAGGGGGUAGACCAAAUCGUGCCCCUAUCCAGCCACGGAGGUAUUCCUUCGAUAUCUCCAAAGCUGACUUGAUUUUUGACCAACUCUACAAGGAUGGUCAAAUCAAGUUGACAGGGGGCAUAACAUCCCACCACCCGAGAAAUUAA